This is a messenger RNA of Pteronotus mesoamericanus, 498 nucleotides long. RefSeq names its product interleukin 17F (gene IL17F). Gene Ontology annotation, molecular function: cytokine activity. The transcript is spliced from 3 exons. The record is from RefSeq and is a predicted model, not a curated record. Bases 1 to 498 code for a protein of 165 amino acids. Gene Ontology annotation, biological process: inflammatory response. NCBI's taxonomy places the organism in Eukaryota, Metazoa, Chordata, Mammalia, Chiroptera, Mormoopidae. Gene Ontology annotation, cellular component: extracellular region.
AUGACCAUCCUGUGUAACAUUGCUGUGAUCAAGCGUCUGCUGCUGUUGAUGCUGGGGCUCACUCUCCUGAGGGAGGGGGCAGCUCGGAGAAACCUCAACGCAGGGGUUACUGCCCUUUGUCCUCCUCCAGAGGACAACAGUGUGAGGGUUGACAUUCGCAUCCUCAGACAAAACCAGGUGGCUCCUAUCUCACAUGACUUCCAGAACCGCUCCAGCUCCCCCUGGGAUUACAACAUCACCUGGGACCCCCACCGGUUCCCCUCCGAGAUUGCAGAGGCCCAGUGCAGACACUCGGGCUGCAUCAAUGCCGAGGGGAAGGAAGACAGCUCCAUGAACUCCGUUCCUAUCCAGCAAGAGUUCCUGGUCCUCCGGAGGGAGCCCCAGGGCUGCUCUCACUCCUUCCGGCUGGAGAAGGUGAUGGUGACUGUUGGCUGCACCUGCGUCACCCCCAUCGUCCGCUAUGCACGUGACCUGAGAGCUGCACAUCAGCUGAGCUGA